This is a messenger RNA of Gregarina niphandrodes, 1476 nucleotides long. RefSeq names its product cytidylyltransferase. Bases 1 to 1476 code for a protein of 491 amino acids. Gene Ontology annotation, cellular component: cytoplasm. NCBI's taxonomy places the organism in Eukaryota, Apicomplexa, Conoidasida, Eugregarinorida, Gregarinidae. The record is from RefSeq and is a predicted model, not a curated record. Gene Ontology annotation, molecular function: ethanolamine-phosphate cytidylyltransferase activity. Gene Ontology annotation, biological process: phosphatidylethanolamine biosynthetic process. The transcript has 2 exons.
AUGAGGCAAGCGUCCCAGUUGUCGGCUCGGUUGUGUGUGGGCGUGAAUGAUGACGAUGAUGUGCAGGUGUCGAAAGGUUGUCGCCCGAUUUUGGCGAACGCGGAGCGCACUUACAUUAUUUCGGCCUGCAAAUGGGUGCAUCGCGUGUUGGGGGAGACACCGUACGCGACGAGUCUGCGGUUUCUGCUGGAGGUUGCACAGUGUGCGUGUGUCGCCCACGGCGACGACGCCGUGGUCACGACCACUGGCACUGACUGCUACGCCGAGCCGCGAGCCGCCGGUCGGUAUAAAAUCUUCCACCGCACGGAAGGCAUUAGCUCCACCGAGAUCACCGCGCGUCUUACACACGCGUGUGCUGACGUUGGACUUGUAACCCGCAGCACCUGCCUCGACUACGCCCGUCCUGUAACGUCCUACCUCAGUUCCAAACGUCUCUCCAAGUUCAUCGAGAAGGCGCCACACAGACCUGCACUACUCGCACCCGUGGACACCGUCCACUCCCUCCACGCAAAGGCGGCAAAGACGGAACCCCACAGGACUGUGGCUGGCGACGCCACGACCGGAGACGAACUUGUUCCGAUGUGUACCACUACGGGCACCGCGCAGUCUUCCCCAGAGAACGUCCGCCUCAUGCCUUCUAUAGCUUUAUCUAGUCAGCAGCUGCAGUCGCGUGCUAAUGUUACUUCGAAUGAAAGGAGUUCCGGAAACGGCAAAAAUCCAGGAAACGGCAAAAAUCCAGGAAACGGCAAAAAUCCAGGAAACGGCGGGAGUUCGGCGAGCGGCGGGAGCCCGGUGGCGAAGGAGGCGAUUGCUGCGAAGACCAGUUUCGGUUGUCUGGGGGGGAAGGAUUGCGAUGAGUAUCGGGGUAUGAAUGUGAUCUACACGCGUGGUGCGUUUGACAUUUUGAGGGCAGAUCACAUUCGGUUAUUGGAGAAGGCGCGUUCGAUGGGUGAUUAUUUGGUGGUGGGUGUGUUGAGUGAUAGUGUGUGUGCGUCGUUGGAUCCGGAGAACAGACACGCUCCGAUCCUCAGCGCUACGGACCGGAUGCUUAACUUGUUAGCUCUGCAUUGUGUGGACGAAGUGAUCUGUAAUGUCGACUGGGAACUAGACCCGUCCAUGCUCGCCGCCCAUCGAAUCAACAAAAUCGUCCUACCACGGGACUCCUCACGGAUCCUCGCGCUCGAGAAAGAGGUGCCCCACAUCUCCUACUCGCUCGAGGAAAGCUCCCCUGCACACCACCAGUUCGACCCCGAAGGCAACCUAUUCGAAAAGGCAGCCACCGAACACUCCGAAGCCACCGCCGAAGACUCCGUCGUUUGGAUCGACGAUUGCUACAAUGUUAAUGAUCUGAGAUGCACCCUAAUAGACAUGGCAAACCACCUAAAUCACUAUGAAAUCCACUUGGAUAAAAGGCAAGCAAAAGAAGCUGCAAUGCAAACUAACAAGUCGGGCAAAACCGCCUGUGUGGAAUUGUAA